AUGGAGCUUGGAGAUUUUCCAGAAUCCGCGGAUCCAAAUGCAACCGGCAUACGAUCAACAACUAUCUAUGACGUUCCUAUCUUCGAGUAUCAGCCGCUUGACGAAACCAAGCAACAGAUCCGUCUACUUAGACUACUAAAGACAAGUACUAGUGAGAAGCUCAGAUGCGAUAUCGUGAUUCACGACCUCGACACACUUCCAAAGUACAGAGCUCUCUCGUAUGUAUGGGGAUGUCCACAACCGACAUAUCCUCUGCUCAUACAGGGCAAGUGUUUGCACAUCCGACAGAAUCUUCAUCGAUUUCUGCAUGAAUACACUGGCGCGAACAGAUCUGCGGUAAACAGAUACAGGCCACCUUCGUACGGAAAUCAUGACGAAAGCGGAGAACUACUGUGGGUCGAUCAAAUCUGUAUCGAUCAAUCGAAUGUUCGUGAACGAAACCACCAGGUUAACCUUAUGUCAAGGAUCUACAAGCAAUGCAAAUCCGUCAUCACAUGG
Molecule: messenger RNA, 498 nt
Organism: Bipolaris zeicola 26-R-13
Lineage: Eukaryota; Fungi; Ascomycota; Dothideomycetes; Pleosporales; Pleosporaceae
Exons: 1
Source: RefSeq, a predicted model, not a curated record